AAAGUCCCCCCCUUUCACAGAAAGCACUGAAAUCAGAUGUUGGUUAGCUGCUUCACUGAAGCGAUGGAUGUGUGUUGAUCUGUCGGUAUUUUGAGUCACUGAGCCUCAAUAACCGGACGGACUCUUGUACGCAUGUGAUUCACUAUGCCGCCUCGCAAGAAGGAGUACGGGAUUAAACGAGCGAGCGGACCCCUGGUCCACUUCAGACCGUCCGUGAGCGCGACCACCGUUCGCAGACACUCCGCCGUCGUUCCUUCGGUGCUGACGUUCGCCGUGAUCGUGGCAUCCGGAGGCCUGUUGCUCAUGAUAGAGAAGGGAAUGCUGAACAGCGUGCAGACUCCGCCGCCUCGCGCCAACGGGAAGAAAGUGGAAUACCGAGCGAGGAGCAGCGACGCGGUUGUGGACGUGGAGUCUCAGAUUGUACAAGAGAUCCGCAAUCGCACCAUAAGAUCGAUGUGUGGUCAGAAGAACAUGCCUCACAGCGUGUGGUCUCUCAGUCCGCUGCAGAGGAAGACUCUCCUCCAGCACAUACUAGUGAACGACGAGCAUCACUUCCUGUACUGCUACAUCCCCAAAGUGGCCUGUUCCAACUGGAAGCGAGUGCUGAAGGUACUGAGCGGCGCUCUGGCCAACGUAGACGUCAAAGUGAAGAUGGACCAUCGUGCUGAUUUGGUCUUUCUUUCUGACUUUCCGCCCGAAGAGAUUCGCCAUCGACUACGGCAUUAUUUUAAAUUCAUGUUCGUGCGAGAGCCGAUGGCACGCUUGCUUUCAGCCUAUCGCAACAAGUUUGGCGAAAUUGAGGCGUAUCAGCGGAAAUACGGUGCGGAGAUCAUACGCCGCUAUAGAAAAGGCUACGCAAAGGAUAAAAAAAUAGCAGGAAAUGACGUGACCUUCACAGAGUUUGUGCGUUAUUUGAUCGAUGAAGACCCGGAGCGGAUGAACGAACACUGGAUGCCCAUUUACAACCUGUGCCAACCCUGCGCCAUAGAAUAUGACUUCAUUGGCUCGUACGAAAGGCUGGAGAGUGACGCCAAUUACGUUCUGGAACGUGUCGGAGCGCCGCAACACGUGCGUUUCCCAGAACGCCAGACGUGGUACAAACCCGUUACCAAAGAAACGCUGCAUUAUUACUUAUGCACUGUGCCACAGAAGUUUCUCAAAGAGCUCCUGCCCAAGUAUAUUUUGGACUUCUCUCUGUUCGGCUAUGCUUUACCCAACACAACCACUGAAUAA
This is a messenger RNA of Cyprinus carpio (common carp), 1233 nucleotides long. RefSeq names its product carbohydrate sulfotransferase 14-like. Gene Ontology annotation, molecular function: sulfotransferase activity. NCBI's taxonomy places the organism in Eukaryota, Metazoa, Chordata, Actinopteri, Cypriniformes, Cyprinidae. Bases 145 to 1233 code for a protein of 362 amino acids. The record is from RefSeq and is a predicted model, not a curated record. Gene Ontology annotation, biological process: carbohydrate biosynthetic process; dermatan sulfate proteoglycan metabolic process. The transcript has 2 exons. Gene Ontology annotation, cellular component: membrane.